Vitis riparia (riverbank grape) is the source of this 800-nucleotide messenger RNA. RefSeq lists its product as uncharacterized. The record is from RefSeq and is a predicted model, not a curated record. The coding region runs from base 37 to 636 and encodes 199 amino acids. Lineage: Eukaryota; Viridiplantae; Streptophyta; Magnoliopsida; Vitales; Vitaceae. The transcript is spliced from 4 exons. Gene Ontology annotation, molecular function: zinc ion binding; endonuclease activity; nucleic acid binding.
GAGGAGGGAGAGAGAAGAAAUGUAGUGAGAGAGAAGAUGAGGCCAAUCAAGGAGCGAAGACGAAGCCGGUCAUCUCCAGCAAGGGACCGACCCAUUGGGCCAUCUGGGUUCGAGCCAAGGCCAUCUGGGUCUCGCUCAACUACUAGGCUUUCACCCUCCUCCACCUCUCUUCUUGACACCCCCUUUAUCACUGAAGACGAAGAUGCCACUCUCUUCGACAACCUCAAAAUCUCCCCAAACCCUAACUUCAACCCUAGAAGUUUCCCAUAUAGUGUGAAGCAACAGUGCUGGGAAAAGGCGGAGAAAAUCAAAGGUCGAGAUCCGGACCGAUGGCGCCGAGACCCCCUCGGCAACAUCGUGUUUCGGAAGCUUGUUGGUUGCCCUGGUUGUCUCUGUCAUGAUUAUGAUCACAUUGUUCCUUACUCCAAGGGGGGCAAGAGCACAUUGGAAAAUUGUCAGGUUUUACAGGCAACAGUUAAUCGAUCAAAAGGGAAUCGGACUGAGAUUUCUAAGGCUGAUCUCAUUCAGAAAAGUUCUUAUUGCCGUGUUUCAGGCCGUGACAUGGACCUUCUUGAACUCUCAGCAUAUGGCAAUGUCCGCCGUGGACAAGACUCUGGUGGAUGUACAAUUCAAUGAUUGGUGUAGCCUACCAAGUUACUUGUCAUAAAUUUCACAAACAGUGGAGAAUAGAAAACUCACACAUGGGGUACAAUCCCCCAAAAGUCGGUGAAUUUUAAUUUGAUUACAUUGAGAUGUUUGUGGGAACUAUUGGUUGUUAAAUAUUGAUCUUUCUUUCCAAA